Molecule: messenger RNA, 4239 nt
Organism: Aphidius gifuensis
Lineage: Eukaryota; Metazoa; Arthropoda; Insecta; Hymenoptera; Braconidae
Gene: PCB
Product: pyruvate carboxylase, mitochondrial
Exons: 6
Coding region: 406-3987 (1193 amino acids)
Biological process (GO): pyruvate metabolic process; gluconeogenesis
Cellular component (GO): cytoplasm
Molecular function (GO): ATP binding; pyruvate carboxylase activity; metal ion binding
Source: RefSeq, a predicted model, not a curated record
UGACAUAAAAACAAACUUAAAUGUGUUGUGUAUGUGUAGUGUUAUGUAUUUUUUUUUUCGUUUUGUUAUUUUUAUUUUUUUAAUCAUAUCACGAAAUACAUAUGGGUAUGGUAAAGGUCGAACACUGGUGAACGCAUGUGUGCCAAAGACAAGAUUAUAUUUUUUUAGUACGGCCACAGAGUUAUAGCCGGACAGUCUGGACUACUAUUUACUUCUGCUCCGGCAUAAUACAACACAAUAAUCACGCAGAAAUUUUAUGUCCAAGACAAGUUAAAUAUAUAUAAACAAAAAUAUAUUAACAACAAAUGAUCAUAUAGAAAUCAAAAAUAGAUUUAUAUUAUUCUACCUCAAUAAAAAGUCAUUUGAAUAAAUUAAAAAAGAAAUAAAAAUAUUAAUUAAAUAAAUAUGUAUUCGGCACAUAGAGCAAGCAGGGCCUUGGCUCAUCAACGUACUAUAUAUCGUAUAUUAAAUCAAAAUUUUGGCACAGAUGUCCAGUACAAACCAAUACGUAGUGUAUUAGUUGCAAAUCGUGGUGAAAUAGCAAUACGUGUUUUUCGUGCAUGUAAUGAAUUGGGUAUAAGAUCAGUUGCAAUUUAUUCUGAACAAGAUAAAAUGCAAAUGCACAGACAAAAAGCUGAUGAAGGAUAUAUUGUUGGUAAAGGGCUACCACCAGUUGCUGCAUAUUUAAAUAUACCAGAAAUAAUAAGAAUUGCACAAGAAAAUAAUAUUGAUGCAAUACAUCCUGGUUAUGGUUUUUUAUCUGAAAGAUCAGAUUUUGCACAAUCAGUUGUUGAUGCUGGUAUUAGAUUUAUUGGUCCAAGUCCAAAAGUUGUACAACAAAUGGGUGAUAAAGUUGCUGCUAGACAAGCAGCAAUUGCUGCUGGUGUACCAAUUGUACCUGGUACUGAUGGACCAGUUACAACAGCUGAUGAAGCAAUGUCAUUUUGUCAAAAACAUGGUCUUCCAGUAAUAUUUAAAGCUGCAUAUGGUGGUGGUGGACGUGGUAUGAGAGUUGUACGACAAAUGGAAGAAGUUACAGAAAUGUUUAAUCGUGCAUCAUCUGAGGCUAAAGCAGCAUUUGGUGAUGGUGCAAUGUUUAUUGAAAAAUUCAUUGAACGUCCACGUCAUAUUGAAGUACAAUUACUUGGUGAUAAAGCUGGUAAUGUUGUACAUCUUUAUGAACGUGAUUGUUCAGUACAAAGACGUCAUCAAAAAGUUGUUGAAAUUGCACCAGCACCAUCACUUAAUGAAAAUGUACGUAAUAAAAUGACUGAACAUGCUGUUAAAUUAGCACGUCAUGUUGGUUAUUCAAAUGCUGGUACAGUUGAAUUUUUAGUUGAUGAAACUGGUAAUUUUUAUUUUAUUGAAGUUAAUGCAAGAUUACAAGUUGAACAUACUGUUACUGAAGAAAUAACUGGUAUUGAUUUGGUACAAUCACAAAUUAGAAUUGCUGAAGGUAUGACAUUACCUGAACUUGGUAUGACACAAGAUAAAAUUCAUACACGUGGUUAUGCAAUACAAUGUCGUGUUACAACUGAAGAUCCAGCUAAAAAUUUUCAACCAGAUACUGGAAGAAUUGAAGUAUUUAGAUCUGGUGAAGGUAUGGGAAUUAGACUUGAUUCAGCAUCAGCAUUUGCUGGUGCAAUUAUAUCACCAUAUUAUGAUUCACUACUUGUUAAAGUUAUUGCACAUUCUUGUGAUUUACAAUCAUCAUGUGCUAAAAUGAAUCGUGCAUUAAGAGAAUUUCGUAUACGUGGUGUUAAAACAAAUAUACCAUUUUUAUUAAAUGUUUUGGAAAAUCAAAAAUUUUUAAAUGGCAAUGUUGAUACAUAUUUUAUUGAUGAAAAUCCACAAUUAUUUAAAUUUCAAACAAGCAGAAAUAGAGCACAAAAAUUACUUAAUUAUAUUGGUACUGUACUUGUUAAUGGACCAUCUACACCAUUGGCAACACAACUUAAACCAGCUACAAUUAAACCACACAUUCCUACUAUUCCUGUUGACUAUACUAAACUUGCAGCUGUUGAAGACGAAGAUGCGGACAUUGCAGAUAUUUUGGAGCCACCAAAAGGUCUACGUCAUAUACUUUUAGAACAAGGUCCAGAAGGUUUUGCAAAAGCAGUAAGAAAUGAAAAAAAAUUACUCUUAAUGGACACAACAUUUCGUGAUGCUCAUCAGUCACUUUUAGCAACGAGAAUUCGUUCACAUGAUUUAUUAAACAUAUCACCAUAUGUAGCUCAUAAAUUUAAUAAUCUUUAUUCACUUGAAAAUUGGGGUGGUGCAACAUUUGAUGUGGCACUACGUUUUCUUCAUGAAUGUCCAUGGGAACGUUUAGAAGCUAUGAGAAAAGCAAUACCAAAUAUACCAUUUCAAAUGUUAUUACGUGGUGCAAAUGCUGUUGGUUAUACAAAUUAUCCUGAUAAUGUUGUUUAUAAAUUUUGUGAUUUAUCAGUUAAAUGUGGUAUGGAUAUAUUUCGUGUAUUUGAUUCAUUAAAUUAUUUGCCAAAUUUAAUAUUGGGUAUGGAAGCUGCUGGUAAAGCUGGUGGUGUUGUUGAAGCAGCAAUAUCAUAUACUGGUGAUGUUAGUGAUUUAUCACGUCAAAAAUAUGAUCUUAAAUAUUAUACAAAUUUAGCUGAUGAAUUAGUUAAAGCUGGUACACAUGUAUUGUGUAUUAAAGAUAUGGCUGGUUUAUUAAAACCAAAAGCUGCUGGUAUAUUAAUUGAUGCAAUAAGACAAAAACAUCCAGAUAUACCAAUACAUAUACAUACACAUGAUACAGCUGGUGCUGGUGUUGCUGCAAUGCUUGAAUGUGCUAAAGCUGGUGCUGAUGUUGUUGAUGUUGCUGUUGAUAGUAUGUCAGGUAUGACAAGUCAACCAUCAAUGGGUGCAAUUGUUGCAUCAUUACAAGGUACUGAUAUUGAUACAAAUUUUGAUUUACGUGAUGUAUCAGAGUAUUCAGCAUAUUGGGAACAAACAAGAACAUUAUAUGCACCAUUUGAAUGUACAACAACAAUGAAAUCUGGUAAUGCUGAUGUUUAUUUAAAUGAAAUACCAGGUGGACAAUAUACUAAUUUACAAUUUCAAGCAUAUUCAUUGGGUCUUGGUGAAUUUUUUGAAGAUGUUAAAAAAGCAUAUAGAGAAGCAAAUUUAUUACUUGGUGAUAUUAUUAAAGUAACACCAAGCUCAAAAGUUGUUGGUGAUUUUGCACAAUUUAUGGUACAAAAUAAAUUAACAGCAAAUGAUGUUUUAGAUAAAGCUGAAGAAUUAUCAUUUCCAAAAUCAGUUGUUGAAUUUUUACAAGGUGCUAUUGGUGAACCACAUGGAGGUUUUCCAGAACCAUUAAGAUCAAAAAUACUCAAAGAUAUGCCAAGAGUUAAUGGUAGACCUGGUGAAUCUUUAUCACCAUUAGAUUUUAAUAAAUUAGAAAAAGAAUUAAGAGAUAAUCAUCCAACAAUUACGGAAAAUGAUGUUAUGUCAGCAGCACUUUAUCCACAAGUUACAAAUGAUUAUUUAACAUUUAGAGAAAAUUUUGGACCAGUUGAUAAAUUAGAAACAAGAAUAUUUUUAACUGGACCAAAAGUUGGUGAAGAAUUCGAUGUUACUAUUGAAAAAGGUAAAACAUUGGGAAUUAAAACAUUGGCAAUGGCUGAAGAUCUUACACCAAAUGGUGAAAGAGAAGUAUUUUUUGAAAUGAAUGGACAACUUAGAUCUGUUUUUAUUAAAGACAAAGAAGCUGUCAAGGAACUUCAUAUUCAUCCAAAAGCAAAUAAAAGUGAUAAAGAUCAAGUUGGUGCACCAAUGCCUGGUACUGUUAUAGAUUUGAGGGUAAAAGUUGGUGAUACUGUUGAAAAAGGUGCUGCACUUGUUGUCAUAUCAGCCAUGAAAAUGGAAAUGGUUGUACAAGCACCAAAAGCUGGCAAAAUAAAAAGUCUUGAUGUCAAAUCAGGAUCCAAAAUUGAGGGUGAUGAUUUACUUCUCACAAUGGAAUAAGUUUUUUUUUUUUUUUUUUUUCUUAUUUGAACAGCCACAUACUGCCGCCCUGCGGGUUCAUUUAUAUCCUGUUUAUAAAUUAAAAAAAAAAAAUCCAUCACAAUUAUUAUAAUCAAUUUUUGUAGAUCAACUUUGAUACCAAACGAAUUUAAGAAACGAAUUAAAAUAAGAAAAUAUAAUAUAUCAAUUGAGUGAAAAAUAUAUAAUAUAAAAUUAUUGUCAAUACGAAAAAUAACCGAAUGAAAGUGCCAA